UGCGCCAGCGCCAGUGUUCGUUUGACCGCGGCGGCAUCAUGCUGCGUCUCUCACUCCUGUGCCUCUUAAUAUCGAGUCAGAUAACCGCACAUGUCACAGAGUCGCCGACGUUCGCCGAACGACUCGAUAAGUUGUACGAGAAAUUAGAAAAAUUCACUGUCGCGCCGAGAUACAACAGUAAAUUGUACGCUAAGUUGGAUAGAUUAAACUCGUUGACACCGGACCGGGAGUUGAGUGAUGAUGAUGAGGAGCUUCUGUCCGCGAUGCAGAUGUGGGGGAGCAUGAGUGAUGAGCAGCUGAGAGGAGUGGUCCAGGAGCUGCAGAGGAUUAAUGAUGAGAGAACAGACAAAUACACCGACGAUUACUACCCUGAUUGGAACGACGAUGAUCUAGAUCAAGAGGGUGAUGGUGAUUACGCGAACGACGUUGGUGAGGAGUGGGAUCCCUUGGAGGACGACACCAGCUCCACGACCAGACCCUUGCUGGGAGUAACUCCAUCAGCCAUCACUAGGCUAGAUAGCUACAGACACACUAUCGUCUCCGCAGUGGACCCAGUAGCCGCUACCAAUGAGAGGCCGAGGAUAUUGGACGACUCGCACGCCACAGCCGAAGAACGUGUGGCAACUAGAAAAGCUGUUAUCGCCAAUAUCGGGAACGUUGUACGAGCUGGUAAAUGUCUCACGCCACAACCACGUUGGCUCUCAGUCAGGAAAUUGGCCCCGGCCGCUGAUACCGUGUACAUGCCUCCCUGCGUGCAAUUACAUCGCUGUGCACCCGACUCCGGUUGCUGUUAUGACGAAUCUGAAGUCUGCGCUCCUGUAGACGGCAAAUAUGUAGCGCUGCCAUUCUUUUUAAAUAAACCAGACAAGAAUCUGACAGCGGCCCGGAUACUGUUCUUUAACCACACGAGAUGCGCUUGCGUUUCGCGUGACACUUUACAGAGCACUGCUCGCACCAGAAUAGAACAUAAAGAAGAGAGGAAAGAGACUCGAGACAGGGAAAGACAAAACGACUGGCAAGCUCCUACUGAAGAACCUGUAGCGGAGAAGGACGAAGCAAUAACAUCACCGCCUCUGCUGCGCAGAUGUACAUGCCCAACGCUCUUUAGGAAGCGGAUCAAGGACGACGUGUGCAGCUGUGUGUGCGACUGGCCCGACGUUAACAAAAAACGCGACUGUCUCUCGCUCGCUAAAGGGAGGGAACACUUCGGACUAAGAGACAGAUUCUGUGUGAAACAGGGCGACUGCACCACACCGAACUGCGAAUACGGAGCGUAUGAUAGAAGCGCGGGGAGAUGUCCGUACAGAAGAUUUAAGAGAAGAUUCCAUUCAAGGAGAUACCAAUCAGAUAAACCGGCCGUUUGAUGAGAGUUUACGAUUUAUUAGCUAUGAGCGCUAGUUCCUCUCACCAGCAGCUGUUUGGUAAAAUAUUAUAUUAAAGCAAAUUCUUGACGAAAUUAACUACGAGAGGAUAAAACGUAUCGUCUUAAUAUUUGGGAAUGCGAUCACUUAAGUUGUAGACUGAAUAGAAGAGCUUCUACUGUUUAUAUAUAACAAUGCCAUAACGAAACUAAUAAAAAAAUGUGGAAGCUCAGAGUCAACGAGUAACAACCUAGUUUAUAAGUAUGCGAGGUAUUAUUGUGGUAAUAUUUAAUUAUUUACAAUAUAAGCAAGUUAUUUUACUUUUAACCUUAGAUUUUAUAGCCUUUAGUUUAACGGAUUAAAACACUUGUCUUUGUGGUAAACUCAUUAACGAAGCGGAUCCAAGUUUGAAACGAGAUAUUCGAAAAUGUGAAAUAUUUUGUGAUCAUCAACGAUUUAAGACUCCGCCUCGCUUGUACACACUUUUUAUUCAAUGUAUUACAAGUUAGCUGCUAUAUUAGGUGGCAUUUUUUAUUCAAAAAUUUAUUCAUUAAUGUUAAUUGUGGAAAAUAAUUCCACAUUUUGCCGACCGUUCACUCAAACUGUACGUUUGUAUUUUAUUUCAUUUUAAAAAUAUACGCCUGCUUAUAGUCAGUCUAAGAUGUAAAUAAAUGUUAAAACGUC
This is a messenger RNA of Danaus plexippus (monarch butterfly), 2045 nucleotides long. RefSeq lists its product as uncharacterized. NCBI's taxonomy places the organism in Eukaryota, Metazoa, Arthropoda, Insecta, Lepidoptera, Nymphalidae. Gene Ontology annotation, biological process: hemocyte migration. The transcript is spliced from 6 exons. The record is from RefSeq and is a predicted model, not a curated record. Gene Ontology annotation, cellular component: membrane. Gene Ontology annotation, molecular function: growth factor activity. The coding region runs from base 39 to 1364 and encodes 441 amino acids.